Exaiptasia diaphana is the source of this 1517-nucleotide messenger RNA. RefSeq names its product transcriptional adapter 2-beta. Gene Ontology annotation, biological process: chromatin remodeling; regulation of transcription by RNA polymerase II. The coding region runs from base 8 to 1126 and encodes 372 amino acids. The record is from RefSeq and is a predicted model, not a curated record. Gene Ontology annotation, molecular function: transcription coactivator activity; zinc ion binding; chromatin binding. Gene Ontology annotation, cellular component: SAGA-type complex; nucleus. NCBI's taxonomy places the organism in Eukaryota, Metazoa, Cnidaria, Anthozoa, Actiniaria, Aiptasiidae. The transcript has 17 exons.
UGUGGGCAUGCGCAGUAUCAACAAUCACAAAAAAACGAAAAUGGCGGCUAACGAGUAUCAUUGCAAUUACUGCCAAUCAGAUUGUACGCUGCUUCGCGUGCGCUGCGCCGAGUGCUCAGACUUCGAUCUGUGUUUACAGUGUUUCUGUUGUGGAGCCGAAAUGGGUGAACAUAAGCGAGAGCAUAAAUAUCAAUUAAUCGAUGGAGGGUCAUUUCCACUGUUUUCYGAGGAAUGGGCAGCAGAGGAAGAGACUCUGCUUUUGGAUGCRAUAGAGCAACAUGGAUUUGGAAACUGGGAUGAUAUUGCAGACCACAUUGGAACUAAGACYGCAGCAGCAACAGCAGAACAUUAUAAUGAUGUUUACAUUCAUGGAAAUAUUGGCAAAGCAAGUGUAGAGCCAUUCAAAGAUAAAAUUGUUGAUCAUACAGCAGCUGAAGGAGGUCUUUUAUCUCCUACACUUUUGCAUCCACCUGAGCAAGUGGAGAUGAGUACAGCAGAACAAACAGAACUUGGUUAUAUGCCCUUAAGAGAUGACUUUGAAAAGGAAUAUGAUAAUGAUGCAGAAACGUUGAUAAGUGGUCUUCAAUUCAAUAAAGAUGAUGAUGAUCUUGAAACAGACCUCAAAGYUGCUCUUAUUGACAUGUACCUGAGAAGGCUGAAAGAAAGACAAGCUAGAAAAGAGAAUGGAAUAACAAAGACUGCUGUUGGUCAGGAAUUUGAUGAACAGAGGUUGCGACGUGAAAGACGAAAAGAAAACAAAAGGAAAAUGGUGGGAGGAACAACUCCAAGAAAGACUAAUGUUUCUCUUGGAAAAAUACAGAUGUCCUCGGAAAAAAGCAAAAAGUCUGACAAAAAUAAUACUGGGUCUGCUAAUCAAGAGUUUUUAGAUGAAAUAAAGUCUUCCUCAUGCUUUGAUCUUCUGUCUUCAAGAGAGGUUCAGCUAUGUUCAACAAUGCAAAUGAAGCCUGGAUUUUAUCUUACCAUUAAAAUUAUUAUUCUUAAGGACAAUCUUCUAAGACGACAAGGUGUUCAAGUUAAGACACGCUAUCCUCCAAAUCUUGAUAAAACACACAGACGUCUAAUUGUUAGCUAUCUCAAAGAAAGUGGAUGGAUACCAACCUCAUGAUAGCAAUGAUUUUUUUAAAAAUACUAGGAAUUUUUUUAUUUAGGUUUAUUUAGAUUCCACUGGUUGAUCCUAAGGAUGUAUAUUUAAGGGAUGGGUACACAUAAUAAUGAAUAYGAUAUAUGUCACAGAAUAUAUCUUAAUAUCAAAAUUGAGAAUGAUGUAUUUUAAUGCUUUAAAAGCAUUGAACACAAGAAUUCAUCAAGCUUGGUAACACAGGUUUAACAUGCUGUAAUUGUGACCUGUUGCUAWAGUUUGAAUGAAAAUUAGAGAAUCACGCCUGGGUUCCAAAGAUGAUGCACCAAAAUAUGAAGUGCUGUUCACAAAAUACUAUGUAAAUUAUAUUGCAUAAAAUCUAUAUGAUAAUAUUAUAAUAAAAUGUCUUUUAAGCUCA